Messenger RNA from Ictalurus punctatus (channel catfish), 1151 nucleotides. RefSeq names its product interferon a3. The transcript has 6 exons. Gene Ontology annotation, molecular function: cytokine receptor binding. NCBI's taxonomy places the organism in Eukaryota, Metazoa, Chordata, Actinopteri, Siluriformes, Ictaluridae. The coding region runs from base 142 to 771 and encodes 209 amino acids. Gene Ontology annotation, cellular component: extracellular region. Gene Ontology annotation, biological process: response to exogenous dsRNA; defense response. The record is from RefSeq and is a predicted model, not a curated record.
GUAGACUGUGUAAGAGAAAGUCCGCUGGUGAUGUAAGUUCGCUUUGCUUUUUUCUACAGCAUUGUGCACGUGUGCACUGUUGCAGUGUCGUCACCACGUUGCACCAGCAGUCUCUGCACUCAGCUCACGUCACCGAAAGACAUGAAAGACCCGACAAACCCCGAGCGGAAGGGUUUCUGUGUUAUAUUAAACUCGCUUUCGGUUUGUAAUCGAGCGGGGAAAGAUCUGAACGACUCGGUGUCGAUUGUCCCGCAGGAGCGAAGCGAAGCCUGCGACUGGAUGAUCAGCCAGUACAGAGCGAAGAACAACUUCUGUGUGUCACUGCUGAAGGAAAUGGGUGGAGAGAUUGUUCAAGUGAAUCGUCCAUUCCCACAUAAGGCAUACAGUGAAAUCGAUAAGGCCAAGGCAGAAGAUCAGGUGAGGUUUCUGGCUCAGGCCACAGAGCAGAUCAUCAGUGUCUUCAAUGCUGUGUCUCAUGUGGAUGAAGUAAAAUGGGACCGCAGGGCACUGGAUGAUUUCCUGAACAUACUUGAAACCCGGCAGUUAACAGAGCUUACAAAAUGUACAUCGACAUAUGCUAAAAGAGCAGGACACUCACCCACUGAGAGAAAACUGAGAAAACACUUCAAGAAGUUGAAGAAAUUUCUGAAUGAAGCUAACUACAGCGCAGACUCUUUGGAGCGAAUCAGGAAUGUGGUACAGCAUCACCUUUGGAGGAUGGACAUCAUUGCUGCCAAUGUGAAGCAUAAACUAUUGAAAAGGACCAACUAAAAAAAUCCUGCUAGUUUUGUUAAAGAAGAACAAACAGAAUAUUUAAACGUAUAUGUUAUUAUUGUCUAGAAAUUGGACCAAAUAUGGGACCAAAAGGCUUACUGAAUCUGUCAUGUUUAAAUGUCUUAAUUGAAUUCAUGUAUCCUUUUGAUUUGGCUGUUGAUAAUCUUAUUUAUUUAUUUAUUUAUUUAUUUAGUUAUUUAUUCAUUAUGCAUGUAUGUAUUUGUUUAUUUAUUAGCAUAAGCUGAUGAGGAAACACUGUUAUAUUGUUAUUUUUCUACGGGUUUGUUUUGAUGGUCAAUUUCACUGAUUCAAGAAACAAACAAAAAAAUAUCAUAUUGAUAAAUGAAUUAAAAAAAAAAAUUUUUUACCCAUUAAAU